UGUUUCAUCCUCCGCAACUCUUCCUCCCUCCUCUUACAUGUUGCUCAGUGCUCUGAUACAUGCCGCUUCACAUAUGUGAGAAUAUCUUGCAGUAGUGGCUUACAGCUGAAUUUGUAUGUUGAUGAGGAUGUUAGUGCAGCGAGCAUCCAAACAGCAUUUUCUGGAUCAGCAAGCAGAAGACUGGUAGGAGACAAAAAAAAAAAAAGCCAUUCGGUGUGUGCAGCCUUGAGGAUCAAACAGACUUUACUUGAUUUCAUUGCAGAUGGACAUGCUCAAACUUUGCAAAAAGAGUGAGAAAAAGACUUUUUACUGCUUUCUUCGAGUCAAGCUUCCAAGUGCUUCUUUGGUGGGAAAACGAGCUUUGAAGAGACUUUCAGUAAAUCAUCGGUGCUGAGAAUGAGGAGCUUUUUCAGUAAUGCAUCCUUCUGAGAAAAAGGUCUGAACGAGGCACCUUGGCUGCUUUGUCACACUGAACAGCGGUUGCAUUUCACAUCUUGUCUCAGAAAGAAGCUGAACCAUUGAGGGGUACAGUAUAAUACACCACAAUGCUGACAAACUUGUUUUCAUCAAAGUGCCUCGUACUUAGCAACUGAUGAGGAUGAGAGACAGUGUGAUGACCUACCUGUAUGUGUGUUUUUCACCUCGUUGGAGAGCAGAGCACAGAGGAAAAAGUCAGUGAGAGGGAACAGGGGAGGGGAGGAGAGAGCCAACAAGAGAAGGUGUGAAUCAAACGCUGUGAGUGGACAAGAGAGAGCUGGAGAAGACUUACAGAGCUCAUAAAAGAGACUGAGCUAACUCUGGUGGAUUGAAAAGGAGUGAACGAAAAAACAGCAUAUCAAAGACUUGGGAAAAACGCCUAUUUCACAUUGGAGCGUCGUGUUUUGUCAGAGCCACACAGGGGUAACUGCUGGGUCACCAACAAGCAUUUCUUACCUGUAGCACAGACAGAUACCGCAACACCAUGGAUCUCCAAAACAGCACUUUGGGCAACUCUUCAAAUGCCCAGGUUGCUCCUCACAGCCUCUGGGAGGUUAUAGCCAUUGCUACAGUGUCGGCCAUUGUCAGCCUAAUAACUAUAGUUGGUAAUGUCCUGGUGAUGCUCUCCUUCAAAGUAAACAGCCAACUAAAGACAGUGAACAACUACUACCUACUGAGUUUGGCAUUUGCUGACCUCAUCAUAGGAGUGCUGUCCAUGAAUUUAUACACUACAUAUAUACUGAUGGGUUAUUGGUCCUUGGGGAACCUUGCAUGUGAUCUCUGGCUAGCAGUGGAUUAUGUGGCCAGCAAUGCGUCAGUUAUGAACUUACUUGUUAUCAGCUUUGACAGAUACUUCUCCAUUACAAGGCCGCUGACUUACAGGGCAAAGAGGACUCCAAAGAGAGCUGCCAUCAUGAUUGGCCUGGCAUGGCUGGUGUCUUUUGUCCUCUGGGCGCCGCCCAUUCUGUGCUGGCAGUACUUUGUAGGAGAGAGAACAGUGCCUAUGUACCAGUGCCAGAUCCAGUUUUUGAAAAACCCUGUGAUCACAUUUGGGACAGCCAUUGCUGCUUUCUAUAUCCCUGUCUCUGUUAUGACCAUCCUUUACUGCAGGAUCUACAAAGAGACACAAAAACGGACAAAAGAUCUAGCAGAGCUGCAAGGGCUCACAAAAGAAAAUGUUCCAGAGGGAACUAAACCACAGAAAACAAUCAUUCAUUCUUGUUUUCAUUUCACCAGAGAGAGAAGAGACCAGAGUCAAGCUUCCUGGUCCUCAUCUAAUCAAAGCAAUGCCACUAAAACUACCACUAGAUCAGAUGAGGCGUGGGCAAAAGCAGACCAGAUCACUUCUUUUAACAGCUACACGUCAUCAGAGGAGGAGGAGCAUCAUGUAUCAAUAGAAACCCCUCAAGGAUCUUUCAAAGAGCAAGGCAGUGGACAGAGUAACAAGAAUGGGCAGGCAACAGAUUAUACCGAAGAUCCAUACUUUUCCACUCCUCAAAAGAAAAACAAUAAAAAGUGCAUCUCUUAUAAGUUUAAGCCUGGCUCAAAAGGUAAAAAUGGUAAUCCCACAAGUGCUUCACCAUACCCACCUGAAGCAGAGCAGCCUGCCAAAAACGCCUCUCCCUCCGCCUCCUCGACUACUUCCAAACCCAUGGACCCCGCCCUGAAGAACCAUAUCACCAAGAGAAAGAGGAUGGUGCUGGUGAAGGAGAAGAAGGCAGCACAGACUCUCAGUGCCAUCCUCCUGGCCUUCAUCCUCACAUGGACACCAUACAACAUCAUGGUGCUCAUCUCCACUUUCUGUCCUGAGUGCAUCCCCGUGUCUCUCUGGCACUUGGGCUACUGGCUGUGCUACGUCAACAGCACCAUCAACCCCAUGUGCUACGCUCUCUGCAACAAGACCUUCCAGAAAACCUUCCGCAUGCUUCUGCUGUGCCAGUGGAGAAGGAGGAGGAGAGGCGACGACAAGCUGUAUUGGGGUGGACAAAACCCCAAUGUCAACAAUAAAAUGACUUGAUUUAGCACUGCAAUAUUAUAUAGCAGAUGAUUUGCCCACAUUCUAGAUUUUUUUGAUGUGUACUGCAGUCAGUGAUCAUCUUCAGCAUGAAGUGUUGCAUGUGAUUUUUGUGUUGAAAUACAUUUUGAUGGAAAUAAGCCUGAUGCAGCACUUUAACAGCUGUUCCAUAUUAUUCCAGGAGGGCAACCUCAUGCAAUUAAAUGUUUAAAAUGGGUUCAGACUGUUUAAAAUCUAUUCUAAAGAGGGUACCACUGAUUUUACACACUGAAGUCUGUUCGCAGGUAAAAGCUACAUGGCUGCUGAGGGAACUGAGUCUAACAGAUUGCUCGAAGGAUUCCACUUAAGUAAAUGUUGGUUCAGGGAAAAAUGUCCAUGUAAAGUUCAAAAAGAAGUGAGCUUACCAGAUCCCUGCCUCAUCUCUGCUUAAGGCUAAAAUCUCAAGGCUUUUAGCUUGUACUUGCAGGACAUGCCCAAAUCUCUAACAAAACUGCAGACAUGUUGUGUUGCUGGUAAUGUAGCCAUCAGUUUUUGAAAACACAGAGAAAUGUGCAAAAAAAAUUUCUGGUUCUGUUGCAUCAGUUUUGUUUUUAAUAGUUUAUCAUAAGAGUGCAAUGCGAAAUUUGUGGAGAACUCUCUUUAAACAAUACUGUGCCCAAAUGAGCAUUGACAGAAAUAUUGGUGUAAUUGUUCCUCCUCUCCAUACUGGCCAUGCAACAAUCUAUUUCAACCUUGACUCAGAUGUGAAAGAUGGAAGACAAAAUGUACAGUCCUCCUGUGCAAAACUUCAUAGUCAAUGUAAGCCAGAGUCUUUUGUUUAAAUACUUACACAAGCAAAAAUAGGCAAACCAUGACAACAACAGUCUAGCAAUGCACAAAGUAAGAAUAUACUGUAUCUAAAGACUCAACACACAAAAUAGAAAAUGUAAUAUCACAAACAUAGGGGGUGACUUGCACAGCCAAAUGUCCAGAUUCUUCGUCCUACAUUGCCCCUUUGCAUUGCUUUCUCAGUAACUAUGUCUGUUUUUAUGUGUGUCCAUAAUCCACUUUGUCAAGUAGGAUUUUGUUGGAGGAAAUAAGCUGCUUGCUUCAUGCUGAUUAUAUUAUUUUAGUACCAAUUAAAGAAAGUUUUUAUCUUAAAUAUUCAUUUAUUAACAACAUUUACAUUAUAUAUUUUACUCUGUCAUUUCACUCCAUUGUUUAGUCUUGUCUUGUGCACUGUUCUGAAUUUGUACUUGUUCCUGUUGACUGUCUUGUUUUUGCACUGCAUAAAUGUUAAUUGCAGCAAUCCUGGCCUCCGAGAAACCAGACUUUACAGUGGGUACGGAAAGUAUUCAGACCCCUUGAAAUUUUUCACUCUCUGUGUCAUUGCAGCCAUUUGACAAAAUCAAAAAAAAUAAUUUUAUUUCUCAUUAAUGUACACUCAGCACCCCAUCUUGACAGAAAAAAACAGAAAUGUAGAAUUUUUGCAAAUUUAUUAAAAAAGAAAAACUGAAAUAUCACAUGGUCAUAAGUAUUCAGACCCUUUGCAGCGACAUUCAUAUUUCACUCACAUGCUGUCCAUUUCUUCUGAUCCUCCUCGAGAUGGUUCUGCUUCUUUAUUGGAGUCCAGCGGCGUUUACUUAAAUUGAUUGGACUUGAUUAGGAAAGGCACACACCUGUCUAUAUAAGACCUUACAGCUCACAGUGCAUGUCAGAGCAAAUGAGAAUCAUGAGGUCGAAGGAACUGCCCAAGGAGCUCAGAGACAGAAUUGUGGCAAGGCACAGAUCUGGCCAAGGUUACAAAAGAAUUUCUGCAGCACCCAAGGUUCCUAGGAGCACAGUGGCCUCCAUAAUCCUCAAAUAGAAGAAGUUUUGGGACGACCACAACUCUUCCUAGACCUGGCCGUCCAGCUAAACUGAGCAAUCGUGGGAGAAGAGCCUUGGUGAGAGAGGUAAAGAAGAACCCAAAGAUCACUGUGGCUGAGCUCCAGAGAUGCAGUCGGGAGAUAGGAGAAAGUUCCACAAAGUCAACUAUCACUGCAGCUCUCCACCAGUUGGGGCUUUAUGGCAGAGUGGCCCGACGGAAGCCUCUCUUCAGUGCAAGACGCAUGAAAGCCCACAUAGAGUUUGCCAAAAAAACACACGAAGGACUCCCAGACUAUGAGAAAUAAGAUUCUCUGGUCUGAUGAGACCAAGAUUGAACUUUAUGGUGUUAAUUCUAAGCCGUAUGUGUGGAGAAAACCAGGCACUGCUCAUCACCUGCCCAAUACGAUCCCUACAGUGAAACAUGAUGGUGGGAGCAUCAUGUUGUGUGGGUGUUUUUCAGCUGCAGGGACAGGACGACUGGUUGCAAUUGAAGGAAGGAUGAAUGCGGCCAAGUACAGAGAUAUCCUGGAGGAAAACCUCUUCCACAGUGCUCGGGACCUCAGACUGGGCCAGAGAUUCACCUUUCAACAGGACAAUGACCCUAAGCACACAGCUAAAAUAACAAAGGAGUGGCUUUAGAACAACUUUGUGACCGUUCUUGACUAGCCCAGCCAGAGCCCUGACCUAGAACCAAUUGAGCAUCUCUGGAGAGACCUCAAAAUGGCUGUCCACCACCAUUCACCAUCCAACCUGACAGAACUGGAGAGGAUCUGCAAGGAAGAAUGGCAGAAGAUCCCCAAAUCCAGGUGUGAAAAACUUGUUGCCUCAUUCCCAAGAAGACUCAUGGCUGUACUAGCUGAAAAGGGUGCUUCUACUCAAUACUGAGCACAGGGUCUGAAUACUUAUGACCAUGUGCUAUUUCAGUUUUUCUUUUUUAAUAAAUUUGCAAAAAUUUCUACAUUUCUGGGUUGUUGUUUUUUUUGUCAAGAUGGGGUGCUGAGUGUACAAUAAUGAGAAAUAAAAUGAACUUUUUUGAUUUUCGCAAAUGGCUGCAAUGACACAGAGAGUGAAAAUUUCAAGGGGUCUGAAUACUUUCCGUACCCACUGUAUACUUGUUUCACACUUGUAUUUGAAUGGGCGGACAGAAAAGUUCUUGAUUCUUUGUGGUUUACGGUACAAAACUAAAGUAGAUUUUUGUGUCUUUUUUGGUCAAUGUCAGGGUGAAAACAAAAAAAACUAACAAAAUUUAAAGAUAAAAUAAAUUAAAAACAGAAUGAAUAAUUUUACUUAAUACAUUGUAUUUUUGGAGCCAUUUAACUAUAUUGUAACAGCCCCUUUUCUCCAUUUCCAACCCAUUAAGUUCACUUUUUUGCUAUACAGUCUCAAGCUAUCAAUAUGACUAGAAGGAAAUCUGAAAAUUUGACACUGAUGCCUAGUAGUCAAAUUCCAACCCUGUGUUCAAAAUUCUAAAGUAGUUUGCACACAAUUUAAAGAGUUUAUAUUUAUAACAUAGUGAUGUAAGUGUAAGCAGGUAUGCGUUUGUUGUUGCACAAUAUCUUUCCUCACCAAGCCUAGUUGCCUUUGGAGAGAUAUUGAAACAGUAUUAUAUAAUACAGUAUACAGCAGGAGCACACUUCAUUAAUUAAAUGUCAAAUGAUUUUAAACUGUAUCAGCUUACAUUAAUUAGAUUACCUCUCAACUUAAAUCGAACAGUAGAAUAACUGCUGUUUAAGAUUUACCAUAAUAAAAAUACAGGCCCACAGUAACAACUUAAUGCAACAAAAAUCAGUCAUUACUGGGAUUCAGAUAUUAUAUAUUUUUUAAUAUUUUGUAUAUUUACCUUGAUUUUGGAUGACAGACUCAAUUCUCUUCUGCAUGAGUGAUAACAAUACCACAAAGUUGUAGAGAGAUGUUCUGUCUACAGACAGUGGGGAUGUAUUGCUCAACCUGACUCUUUAAAACACCCCAGAGAUUCAAAUUAGUCAACAUACUUGUCCAUGUCAUAAUUUUCAUUUUUGGCAGUAUGUUUUUUUAAUCAUUAAAAUGCUUGAAUAUUUCUCUUCUGCUAAAUGUCUGCAAAUUGAAACUCAUCUUGUCAGCCAGUAUUUUGGUAUAGUCAUAGACAUUCACGGUGUAUUCUAUAAAUGUCCUCUCCCAAAAAAUGUUUGCAUUCAUGCAGCCCCAUAUCAUCAUACUCCUACCUCUGUGCUUCCCUGUCAGGACCAUGCAUUCAUUGAGUAGUCCUGAACAAGGUCACACCAAACUGGAUCUCAUCUGAGCCAAAUAAAUUUAUCUUGGUCUAAUCUUUGCAAAAAACGUGCUCCAACAUUUAUCAUGCUUCUCUUAGUGUUUUCAAGUUUUGUCGUCCAGUUUUGAAUUAUACAGCAAGACAAGGCGUUUUUCUUGGAUGCUGUCUAAAGGGGCUGAUAUUAUGUCAUGUCGUUUACACUGUCACUGACAGGUCCGAUUUACAUUGAUAAUCAGUGAAAAGCACCUGCACGUCUGUUUUCUACAGCUAGAUUGUGCAGGGAGUGCAUUGCCUGUGGCAUUAAUUUAGGAGGAUGGGCACUGCAACCUUGAUUCUAGACUUCUUGAUUAUGGCUGCAACUGAGUUUCCAAAAUAAUUUUUUUGUUGGUCACUGAUCUUCCUGUAUCAUUCCAUUAAUUGGUGUUCAAAUCCGUAGUUACAGAUUAGUUGUUAGCUAGCACAUCAAUAACCCAUUUUCAGCUUGCAAUGUUUAUAUACUGGUUAUAUACACUGAUCAGGCAUAACAUUAUGACUACCUAAUAUUAUGUUGGUUCCCAUUGUGCUGCUAUAACUCCUCUGACCCAGCGGGGCAUAGACACAGGACCUCUGGGGAUGUCCUGUGGCACCAGGAUGGUGGCAGUGAAUUCUACGUUUGGGGUCAUUCAGAAAUGUCCUUAUUUUUGAAAGAAAAUUAGCUUUUUUUUCAAUGAAGAUAGCAUUAAAUGAAUCAGAAAUACAAUCUAGACAUUCUUAAUGUCGUAAAUGACUAUUCUAACGAAAACGGGUGAUUUUUAAUGGAAUAUCUACAUAGGGGUAUAGAGACCCAUGUCCAGGAACCAUCACUCCUGUGUUCUAAUUGUACAUGUUGAAAGGCUAAUUGAUGAUUAAAAAAACCCUUGUGUAAUUACGUUAGCACAUGAAUAAAAAUGUGAGUUUUCAUGGGAAACAUAAAAUUGACCAGGGGACUUUUGAACUGUAGUGUAGAUCAGGCAAAUCCUGGCACAUCCCACAGAUGCUCAAUAAGAGUGUGGAACCUGGGUGAACAUCUUAGCUCUGUCAUGUUCCGCAGGCCACUCCUGAGGGGAGAGGUUGGAGGUUGCUUGACCUGCAAUGUUUAGGUGGGUGGUACAUGUCAAACAUCCACAUGAAUGUCAGGACUCAAGGUUUGCCAGCAAAAUGUUGCAUUAUUGCAAGAUGAUUGAUGUUAUUCACUGCACUUAUAGGGCUACACAGUGGUGUAAUGGUUAGCACUUUCACCUUGCAGCAAGAAGAUCCCAGUUCAAAUCCCAGGGUGGGCCUGGGAUCUUUCUGCAUGGAGUUUGCAUGUUCUCCCUGUGCAUGCGUGGGUUUUCUCCGGGCACGCCGGCUUCCUCCCACAGUCCAAAAAUAAGCUGAGGUUAAUUGAGUAUUCUAAAUUGCCCAUAGUUGUGAAUGCAAAUGUGAUUGUUUGUCUGUAUUUGUGGCCCUGCGACAGACUGGCGACCUGUCCGGGGUGUCCCCUGCUGGGCUCCAGCACCCCCUGUGACCCUAGUGAGGAUAAAGCGAUGUAUAGAGAAUGGAUGGAUGGACUUCACUUAUAAGUGGUCAUAAUAUUGUGAUCGCUGCAUUUUAGUAAGGGCUUCUGAAGUCAAGCACUUAGAUACGCUAAUCUUGCCACAGUCAUUACAGUACAUUUUUAAUAUAGUCUGUUUUCUUUUGUUGUUGUUGUUUUUUUUUUUUAGGUUUAAAUGGCAUUAGAUAAGCUCUGGUAAAAUGUAAAGAUGAAUUAUCUUUCACACAUCAGCAACUGUGUUUUCAAUUUUCACUCACUGUGAUGUGGUGGAAAAGAAUGCAUCAUGUGCUAAAAAGACUAACAUAUUCACUUCAUCUAGCUGAAUUUUAAAACUCAGGAAUGUAUAUUUUGUCAUUCUUGUAUUCGUCAGAGCAAGGGCUUUCAUAGAGUGAUAUUGUAUUGCCAUGGAAACAGUAAGUUAGAUGACGAAUACACCUUAAGCCCCAUUUCUAAAGCUUGUAUGCAUGAAUGUGCAGCAACAAUCACUGGCUUACUUACCAGGCAGGUUAGAGCAUCAUAGGGAGCAAGUUUUCAUAUUUUUAAAUAGACUUAAAGUUGUUAAUUUACAAUGGGCAUCACAGACAAAUCUUGGAUGUAUGACUCUUUCUGAAUCCAAAUUAAAAGGGACAAAUUUAAUAACUUGCUCAUCUUGUAGCAUCAACCUGUCUUCGCCUGAUCAGAGGAGUAGUAACAACUAACUUUUAACCAACAUACUGUAUGAGCAUGUCAGUAGAAACUCUGCAUUAGCUGCAUAUAAUCCUCCUUUAUUCUAUUGUUUACUCGUAUAUACAUACAUAUUAUAGGCUUACAUGAUUUAAACACAAUGUAUUGUAUGAAGAAUAUAUUUCACUCAUGUUGAAUUUUACACCUCACAUUUGGUAACUGUAACUUCCUUAAUGUAUAUCACUAUUUAGUGAAUGUUUUGUCUUCUGUUUUCUAUCUUGGUUCGUGCAGUUGAUAUUUGAUCUUGUGUUUAAGGGCUAAUCCGUACAUUUAUGCGUAUAUACAGCUAAAUUAGUUGAACAGUGGUAAUAUGUGAGAUUAUUUAUGGUUCACAUCUCUUCUCCCACUAAUAUUGUAAUUACUGUAAAAAAAAAGACUUUGUACAUGUGUACUUGAAGCCUGACUACCCUCAUGUCUCACUGAUGGAUGAGUGACAUUCUUGUAAAUUAUUGCUCUUUAUGUGUUUUAUGGUGUAAUGUCAAAUGUAUCUUCCUAAACUCUG
Acanthochromis polyacanthus (spiny chromis) is the source of this 9364-nucleotide messenger RNA. RefSeq names its product muscarinic acetylcholine receptor M5-like. Gene Ontology annotation, cellular component: plasma membrane; synapse; dendrite. The coding region runs from base 962 to 2494 and encodes 510 amino acids. NCBI's taxonomy places the organism in Eukaryota, Metazoa, Chordata, Actinopteri, Pomacentridae. Gene Ontology annotation, molecular function: G protein-coupled serotonin receptor activity; G protein-coupled acetylcholine receptor activity. The transcript has 2 exons. Gene Ontology annotation, biological process: G protein-coupled receptor signaling pathway, coupled to cyclic nucleotide second messenger; adenylate cyclase-inhibiting G protein-coupled acetylcholine receptor signaling pathway; chemical synaptic transmission. The record is from RefSeq and is a predicted model, not a curated record.